Caenorhabditis auriculariae is the source of this 19250-nucleotide messenger RNA. NCBI's taxonomy places the organism in Eukaryota, Metazoa, Nematoda, Chromadorea, Rhabditida, Rhabditidae. The record is from the annotation of a GenBank genome assembly.
AUGCGACGGAGGGUUUCAGGUUUAAAAAACAACAGCUUGAAAGGUUGGUAAAUAAGAAAAUUCGAAUUAUUUUCUCGAUUUAGUUUCGUGGAUGAUCAACCGCUCUAAAAGCUUAAUGUUUUCAUGCUGAACUUCUCUUUCCGUGAGGCUGAAAGAACGACUCCAGUUGAAUUAGUAAGUGUUUUCGACUUUUUUCCUCAAAAAAGCUUCCUUCAGAAAAAAAGCAUCGUCAGGAAGUCCCCGUUACGGCUGAAGGAUGUUUUUUUUCCUCUGACUUUGGUAAGUUUUGGAUUUCAUGUAAAGCACUUCAUCGAUAUAUUUUCGAUCUCACCCGACGGCGUCAUGAUGUUCAUUGCAAAUGGAUAACGAUGCUUUGACCAAAAUACGGAGAACGGGUUCGACGCAAAAUGUCCGCGAAAUUUUCAAGUUUUUUUAUAUUUGUAAACUUUACACGUUCAUCAACUUUAUGAGCCUCAAAAAUAUCUUGAUGCACCCAAAUUAUUGUAUUUUUGUGUCCGUAAAAAUUCAGCUUUAAAAAAAUACAGCUUAUAUUUUUAGCCUCAAAAAAAUAUUACUCGGAUUUGUCAUGCUCGCGAAAUUCGGCUGACGAGUAGAGUUUUCGAAGCAGUUUUUUUCGGACUUGAAAAAUAAGUUUCGUAGUUUGCUUUGAAAAGGGGCUGAUAAAUUUGAAGAACCGUGUUGUAUCACUGCACAACAAAAAUGUAAUGCCUUGAUCAUAAUUGUGAACAAUCAGAAUCUCUUCGCAUUAUUUUUCUUUAUUUUGUGGCCAUUUGAAGUAAAUUGAUAAAUGGCUCAAAGUUUUCUUCACGAGUAAAAAAUUUUUUCUUUUCCAAAUACUUUGUAUAAGAGUCUUCUAUAUAAUUCUCUAUAAACUAAUUUUAAAACUUAAGCCAUUUAUUAUUAAUAGAGCCUUUACCACUUUACGGCCUUAGAUUAUAAAACUUCCUCAAACUUUUUUUUACAACAGAGACUCUAGUAUUGCUCUUUUAUCCUCUGAAUUUCAACCUUUUGCUCGAAGAAUGUGCGAAAAUAACUUCAGAGAAUUUGUUUAACAGCUUAAUGUAUCAAUUAAAAAAAAUUUUGAAAGGAUUUUUAACUUUGUCUCCGAUAUAAAUUGACUGCUCGUCGAUAUCACUUCUUAGAUGCGUUGGAGCUUUAAAAUUUCUCUUCUUUUUUUGGUAUUUUGAAGCAACAAAUAACUCUUUUGCAUAUUAUCGAAAAAUUAAAAAAAUUUUUAAAUUUUAAAAAUUUUUUUGCGUUUACGAGCAGUCAAAUUCAAGUUUCCUUUUAUUUCUUCGGAUUUUUUUGGCUUACAUUUUUUUCUAAGAUGUAAUUUUUUUGGUAAAGUUUUUUUGAUGUUCUGUUAUUAUGAUCUUUUUUUCGAAUCGAAAGAUAUUGUUUUUAAAUUAAGUUGUAAACUUUGCAAGCGUUUCCUUCUUAUAUCUCAUUUUUUUCAAGUUCUCUUCAUGUUUGAUUUUAUAUGUUGAUUUUAUUUCCAUUAAAUGUUGUAUUUUUGAAAAUAAUAAAAGUUGAUAAAAUAUAUUUUUAGUAUAUAAAAAUAACAAUAUUGGAGGAAGGGAAAUGAUUGAAAAAAGGGGGAAUCUGCGCGCUAUAGAUAACCCUGGCGAAUUUCUGGCGCGUUUUUCGCCAGCUCGCCGCGAUAUGGCGCGCCAGCUCGCGAAAGACGGGGCGCGCGCUGGCGAAAGAUUGGCGGAAAGCUGGCGACUGGGGUCAGAGAACCGAUCAGUGUUCAAAACACGAUUAAUCGUGUUCGGAAUCGAUUUUACGAUCGAACACGCGGAAUAGAGGUUGUUGCUGGUUGAAAUCUCAAUUCAUUUAGAUCAGAUACCCAUCAGAAAUCAGAGGGCAAUCAGAAAAAGUUGAAAGAGUGCGUUAAAAUCAACGUAUAUCAAGUUUGAAAAAAAUUGAAUCAGUUAAUAUAGCACGCAGAAAUCAAAAAGAAAUAUAUUAAUACAAAAUAAUAUAAUCCUGUGGUCGAAGUAAUUUCCGUGAAAUUCGAAUUUAUCUUUGACUUUGCAAAAUUGAGUUAUUUUUCACAGUUUGAACGCUAUUUUGAGUUUCGCGGAACCACUUUGAACAACUCGGACAUUGGUAACGCGAAACGGACGUGCUCCGGACGUUUCUGGGCGAUUCUAGGGAUCCAUUAAGAGUUCUGAGGCUACUAAAGUGGUCACUAGAAAUGCCCCGACACGUCCGAUUCGCGUCCCGUUCGCGUUACCAAGGUCUGAGAAGGUAUAAAAAAACAAGAAUAUGAUGAAUUAAAAAAACGAUGGUACGACAAAAUCUCAAGUCCGCAAAUCUCGAGGACCGUAAUCUUGUGUACGCAGAUCUAAAGUCCCAUAAUCUUGAAACCAAAAUCUUGGAGACCAAAAAUCUUGGAAACCACAAUCUUGGAAAGCAAAAAAAUCUUCCUUUUUUUAGUCUUCUUUAUUGCACUUUAUCUACUUAUAUUCUCUCGUUUGGAUCACCGAAUACAAUUUCUGAUAAAAAUCUAUUCGCAAAAAGCGUUGAUUUUUUUACUUUCCAAGAUUGUGGUUUCCAAGAUUUUGGUCUCCAAGAUUUUGGUUUCCAAGAUUAUGGGACUUUAGAUCUGCGUACACAAGAUUACGGUCCUCGAGAUUUGCGGACUUGAGAUUUUGUCGUACCAUCAAAAAAACAUGAAUCAAAUGAAUGUGAAAAAGCGCGCUCCAGUGAUAAAUCUAAUGUCAAUUUACGCGAGGCAAGCUGUACAAAUACCGUAGGCUAUAUUUGGUGUGGGGGCAGCCAGCUGAAGAAAAUGAAAAAUUUUUUUUUUCAAAAAACCCUUGGAACGACCGAAAAGUAUAAGCUGCGGGAAAAACUUUUUUUUAUACAGAUAAAUUUAAAAUGUGCGUGGAAUUAAUUGCUUUCCGUGCACACGACCAAAACGUCAUAUAUUACGUCUUGUUUCAUCUUUUUUGCGUACAAAAGUUUUUUCCAUCUCAAAAUCUCUCGAGACGAGAUAAAUUUCUUUUAAAUGUUUUUCAUUUGGAGAUGAGAUCGCGUCUCUUGCAUCUCUACUCUGGACGUUUCAAAGAAAUUCUAGGGAUCACGGACGACGCUAUUAAGUGGUCACUAGAAGCGUUACCAAUGUCCGAGCCGCUCAGACUUGUACGUUGGCUUCGGCAGCCUGAAUCAGGUCGGUUUAGUGCCCUUUUUUUGCGCAAAAGCCUGCCCGGGCAUGACCAGGGCCAAGCUUCGAAAAAAAAAAAAAUAACAACAUUUUAUCGAAUUCUACACUCAGAAUUAUCCUUCCACCGAAGUUUACACCGAAUUUUGUUCUGCGCUAUUUGGGUUUAGGCUGACUAGUGAGUUGGAUUGAUAUUUGACUUGAAGAAAGUUUGAUAUUUUGGGCCGGUCUGGCUGUUUCUGCUUGAGGCCUCGUUCAGGCCGGGCCGGAGACAAGUCGGCUUUUUCAUGGCAAAAAAAAGUGCAACAAUGGGUGUAAGAGACGAUUGACCUUUGUACACGUUACGCAGAACCGAGUAAACAGAUUAAAUUGGCGUUCAUCUUUCGGUUAGCGUCGAAUGCCAAAUCCUUUGAGUUCACAUUUUUUUUUGUUUCGUGCUUUUGACUUCCUCUCCGUCAUUCGAUUUCACUUUUCCAACAGUAACCAUUUUUUUUGUAUCAAAUUUUAUAGUCCAGUUUGAGAGGUCGACGUAUAGAAUGAAUAAGGGGUCACAUAAUUUUCAAACGUCUCCGAAAAUUGAGAAUAAAAUCAUGAUUUCGACUCGCCUCUUUAAUCUUCUUUCAAAUGUGAUUUCUCGGUUUACUGGUAUUAUUCUGCAGAACUUGGCCCCCGGGAGUCCCGACGCUUCCAACAUGUCGGAUUUCCUGUCUCCGAAAGAGCUUUCAAAUGCGUUUCGACAGGCUUUCGCAGCUCAACUCUACCAGUGGGUUUUUUUUUCGAUUGCACUUUUCCGAAAUAAUUUGCUUCACUAUCAUGAAAACGUGGUUUCGUUAUAAUUACUUUAUCAGCCGAGACAUAGAUGGAACAAUAUCAAUAGUACAUUUGAACAAAAAUCAGCACAGAAAAUUGGGAAAAACAAGAAGAGAACCGUAGAAAUUCAGACACGUGAUUCGACUAUUUAGGAAACUAACAAUUCUCCUUUUUUUCAUUUUUUUUUUUCUUCCAUUUUAGUGUGAAUCAUUAGUUUAGCGAGAGUUUGAGAAUGGUUAAAGGCCAAUUACGUACAUAGGAAACUCCAACAAACUAACAAAGAGAACCUUUUUCUUUUUUAUUCAUUCACCUUAAAUUUUACAGUUCCAAUUCUUUUUUUUUCUGUAUGAAAAUAGUUUAUCGUAACUUUUCUCUCACAGAAAUGAAUACUAACUUAACUAGAGUGGUCCCUGUAGGGGCCCUAGGAGGGCCCUCUAAAGCUUGCAAAAGUGGUCCCUAUUGGGUUUUUAGUUAGCGACCUCUAUAGGGCACAUUCUAGUCAAUAAUUGUCAUGAACUCUGAGCGAAGAAGAAUUUCCAGCGAAAAACUGAAUUAAUAAGCGUUUUUUGAAUGAAAUUGAAAGACCCCUAUAGGGCCCACCUUGAUUUUACCCCUAUAGGAACCACUUUUUCGGCUUCAUUAUAAGUUGUUUUUCCCCCUAACUCCUAUGGGGACCGCUCUAAUUCCCAAGAAGGAUGAAACUUUUGAGAUGAAUUUUCUCAGAUUAUUCAUUAGUAUCUAUGGGAAUCCCCUCCAAUGAUUGGCACUUGACAGGUUUGAUCCACUGUUCUUCAUGUCCAUCUAAGUUGUCGGGUAAAGUAGACAAACGGGCGGAAAAGAAAAGCAAAUCGGCUUCUGCACUAAUCUUCGCGCGUCUUCCCUACUUGCACUGCUUAUUGUUUUUUUUUUCAUGAAUUUCAUUCCUCUCAGUCAGGAAAGAUUUCUCUCAAAACAAAAGGAAGAGUUGAGAAUCGCCGGCGAUGAUAACGCCUUUCGACCCGCUUUCUGGUUCUCUGAAAGAUCUUUCCACUAUUUAUCUGCUUUCCUAUUUGGAUUUCUGAGAAAUUUUAUAUUAAAAAAACCUUUCAUUUUCUUUUUCUCUAUAAAAAAACUUUUUUUGAAAAAUAUUUGAUUUUUUUCAAGGUAUCUAAUAAAAAAAGUUUGCUUUUUUAAAAAAAUAUACAGCGUAUAUUUAUAUAUAUCAUUUUAUAUAUGAUACAUUUCAUUUUUUUCUAUCAUUCUUUCCGAAUUUUUUUCGCCAUUCCGUGAGACAUCACCACAAAAAAAUUACACUUCAAAAAAAUCAAUUAAAUCUAACAGCUGAUCUGUGGAAUCGGCUAGAGGAAAAAGACUGUUUGGAUAAACGGGCUAACACCCCCCUUUUUUUUUAUUCAAAAGAAGGCUUUUAUAAAAAAAUGAGUAGCUAUGUAGGUCAUUGAUUAUUUGAAAGAAUAUGGAUACGAUCUAGAUUUUUAUUGAGUUUUUUCAGAGUGUAGGUUUUUUUUUGAAACCUUUCAGUCAAUUGAAAACUUGCCUUUUUGUUUACUGUUCAAAUUUUUUACCGUCUUUGUCGCAAAAAGAAACUAGAUAAGUUGAACUUUUGAACCCAGGAUUGCGUUUUUUUUUUCAAAAGUUUCGCUGAAUAUAAAAUUUUAAUGGAUAAAAAGUAAUGCAUAGAUUUAGAGGGACAUUUGAAAUUUUUUUUAUUAAGUAGUUUUCCUGAAGAAGUUAACCAGACAAUAGCUUGAGUAGAAAGAAGAUGAAGGAUCUCAACGAUCUGGGAAAAUUUUUAGUGGCCACUAUAGGCUUUUGACGUUCUAGUAGCUACUAUAGUAGUCAAAUUAGUGGCCAUUAGAGGGGUCUAAGUGCUACUACUAGACCACUUAAAUUUUAGUGGCCACUUGAGGGAUCAAUGGAUCAACAUAACUGGUCCAAUCUGUUUGUUUUAAAAUUAUCAGAGUUACUGGAAGCAAUACUGGAUGAAAAACUGCUGAAGUGGCCACUUUAGUGUCCUCUCCAAUUAGUCAAUUAGUCCUUGGCGAGCCUCUAUAGUGGCCACUAAAAUUUUUCCCAGAUUAUCUGUUUUUAUUAGAAGAACUUUUUUGCAGGAUAGCGGCGGAAGGCGUAAUGCCGUCGGCGCACGGGAGACUCUCGAAGCUGUUGUGCUCGUGCUACGACAAGAACGCCGAGGUCGUCGACAUCUACGGCUGCGACGUCUCCAAGCAGAGCCCCGAGCCUCCGCACCCAGAAGAGCCGCUCGUACAGCUUCCCGAAGACGACGUCUGUUUCUCAGUCUUUUUUCUUGUCCUAUCUCUAUCGGAAUCUUUUCAUCGCUUUUUUUGAAACAGCUUUUAUUUCUAGCGCGAGUCAGUUUAUUUUUAACGUCAUCACGUGGUAGAAAAACAGGAAAAAAGCUUGUAAGAUCUUUUUUCGGACUUUUGAGCAAGACUGAAUUUUCAUAGGGAGGUAGGGAAAUAUUUCCUAAUUUUUGGCAGUCAAUAGAAAAAACUUGUAAAAUGAUGGAAUAAGAGUGGUAGGUGAGAAAAGUUGUUGGAAACCGGUUCGGAUCAGGACGCGAUUGAUGAGUGCGACAAAUGUUCAAAUUUGACCUCCUCAUGGCCAAAUGCGCAACAAUUGAAUCUUUUCAGCGCGUCACAGAAACUAAGGUCCGUCUAUAUGUUUUUCUCGGAAAUAAUUCUUUUCUAAUUUCUUUUCGAUGAAAGUUGGUCUGUAAUUUUUAAAAUUUCAAUGGCGCUUUUUCUUAGGAUUUCCAGAGUCCUUAUAGGGGUCAGGGAGGGGGAAAAACCCUUUAAAGGGCCGAAAAAGUGGUACAUAUAGGGUUAAAAUUAAGAUCGUGCCUAUAAAAGUUUAGGGUCUGACCCCUUAGCCCUUAAAGCUCGAGUGGACCCUAUAGGGGUUGGUGAAGUGGUCCCUAGAUGAUACCCUCCCGACGUGUCCCCUAUAGGGACCACUCUGGAGCUCUUAAGUUCUGUUCAAAAACCCUUUCUUGAGGGCCCAAGGCAUGUGCACGGUGAAUCCUUUUUCAAGACUCACAAACUUUUUGAAUAUCCUAAAUGACAGAAAAGUUCAAUUUUAGUUUCUGCGCAGAGAACAAUGCUAACAAUUCCGAAAAUUUUUUAAACUAUCUUGGAAAAAGGCUCGGAGAGGUGAUCUGUCUGCCUUUUUUUUUCCAAAAGUCGAUUUUAAGCCGAAUAUCGCAAGUCAUCUUCUCAUGGGUGCUUAUGCGACUGUUUGCGAUGAAGCAGCGGCUGCCCAGUUUGUACAAAAGAUUCGUUUCCUUCGCUUCCCUGCCUGAGGCGAUUCUCGAGAAGCAAAAAAGAAUCCCCGACGAAACGCCGUUUUAGAUACCUUUCAAAAGCGAGCUUCUUCUUCUUCCAUAUGUAUAUGUGUUAUCUUCAUACUUUCUUCGAACAUUUUGCUUCUUCUUCUUUUUCUUGACUAUGAAGUAAAAAGCCGAAAAAUAACAAACUUGCUUUGAGAAUGAGAUUUUUUUCAUCAAAUUAAUAAGAAAAAAAUUCAGUAGUGGUGAGUUCUGAGCCUGUUAUUGGAGAGUUUUUUUCUGAGUUUUUUUUUAUUUUAAGUAUUCCAGCUAUAACGAGUAUACAAUGAUUCAAUAUAGCCGUAGAGGCAAUGAAAAAUUAGGCUUAUACUUUAUUUCGCCUUGAAUAUUGAGCUUCAUUGGAUAGCUCAAUUUUGAAAGUAAACUGCCAAUGAUCCUGGAUUUUUUUUUUCCGCGGCCUGGGACAUAAAAGAACGGUUUUGGAUAUUGGGAGUACAAGGACGUCGAAGAAGACGGCCCGUGUGAUAAGAAAGCGCAACCUGUUCUCGUCUUUUUCGCUUCCACUCUCAAGCUUUCGGGUCGAACCCUUUUUUGUUGUUAAAACGACCUUUUUUCUGUCGUUUCUUUCUGAUCCGAAGUUUUAAAGUCGGUUGGACGCCUCUAUAGAUUCACUAAUAUUCACGUUUUUCUCUUUGUUCACUUUUUCAUGUGGUUCUGCUCCUUCAACGAAUUCAUGUUGAAUGCUAGAAAGAAACAGUAGAAAAAGAUGAACCGAAAAAGUUUUAUGAGAAAAAGUCAUGAAGAAAACUACUUUUUUUUUUUUUUGAAUUCUGCAGUGUAUUUAGUCACUUCCAACUUCAGAAGAUUAAUCAAAAACCAAGAAAAGAAAUUUAAGUGUACUGUAUAUUUUAAAUCAACUUGAAUAGCGUAUCUUACUUGACCGAGAAAUGAAGUGACCAGUUUUGAACGACGAAAUCUUCCGGUGUGCGCUAGUCCCCAAUAACUGAUGACUUCGUGAACGGGUUAAUCUUAUGAAGUUCGAGAGCGUCAUUCAUUUUUCUUGUCUCGCAAAUACCACGGCGCUCCCCCGUUCAACUCGAAAUUUGCUCUUCCACCCGCUCCGCCUACUUUUCAUCCACUCAACUAUUGAAGCGAGUCGUUUUGGAGAGAUGAACAAUAAAAAAACGGAAAUUUCGAACUCCAUAUGUUCUUCCUGUUUCAAUGUUAAUUGGGAAUUUUUUUUUUGAAAAAAGUAGAACAAGUGACUGGAAAACCUUGAGGCGUCGUUUGUGGAUUGAAGGUGGUCUUUCUUCACUUCACGAUGCCUCAUUUUGUACGUGGCCUUGGAGUUUGAAAAUUAGUGCGUCUCGUGAUUUAUUGACCGCGUUUUUUUUUCUAUUAAGCGUCUUUGCUUUAGUUUCGAAACCUUGAAAAAAAAGGAAAACUAUUUUUAAUUCUUAGGGAAUUAUCCGGAACGAACGAAAAAAGAGGUCUUGUACCUGGUUUCGGAAAUUUCGUCCCUUAAGACAGUUUUUUUGUUCAUCCUUUCUGCGGUCCGAGCUAACCAAACAGCGUUCUUAGCAACCUGCAGCGGGUCUUCUUUCCUUCUGUUUCCAUUCCUUGUUUUCAGUUCUCUCCCAGAUUUAUGUUGUUCUUUUUAUUUUCAGCAGUUUAAAAUCUCCUAUAGCCAUAUAACUUUCUAUUUUGUACCUGGGAACCUCCAAAACACGUCGGCGAGAGUUUUUUUGAGAGAGGAACCCAAAUCCGAUGGAACUUUGCUCAUCGAUUUGUCUGCCAACCGACCAUUAUAAAUCGCUCUCAGUAUGUAGACAGUAUUCAUCCGCUAUUUGAUUUAGUAGUCUAAAUCGUGUUUUUCCAUAACUCAAAAAUAAAAAGCCAUCUUGAUUUUAUUUACUAGAAAAAAUAAGUUAAAAUGAGACGAGGCGAGGAAAUGAGAGACUCCCCGUCGCCGCCCGGUCGGGACAGAGACUGCUCAUUUGAAAAAAGUUGGUCGAAACGGCGGGAAGGCUGUCAGUUGUGGGGCGUCGUGCGAUCUCUCCUUCUGAUGGACGUCUUCCACCUGACAUCUUCAUUUUGCCACCACUUCGGCCUCUGUCCAGUCACACUCCUUCCCAAAGUUGGCGCCUUCGAGGGACGAACGUUCCACUUCCUCUCCAUUUCCUCUUCUGUCACUCCUCAUCUUCAUUUUUCUAUUUUCUUCCUUUCUUUGCUCUCAAUUUCGAAGAGCUGAAUAUUUUUUCUCUUUAUGGGCAUGCUUCACUUUAUUUCUAUUUUUAUACAUAUAAAUUGUAGAUCGAAGUGAACUCGUUGAGUUUCCCAUUGAUCUCUAAAUAUAUUAACAUUAUUAUGGGGUUGUAUCAGCCUUUUUUCUCAAAAAGACUACCUUUCAAAGUUGAUUGCUCGGCAGAAAUGAUUCAUAGAAAUCUUGAUUCGCAACGACAUUUUCACCUUUUUAUUCGCUCAAAACUCAACGAGGGCGUUUUAAAAAUGAGAAGAAAUGGUUUUUUUUGUGUUCGCGCGCCAGUUCUGAGUCAUUUGGGCCCUAAAAAGAUAGGAAUGACGAACUAAUUAGAUUUUUUUUACCUGUGCAGCAACAAAAAAAAUGGUCAGAACUAUAAAUAGAAAGCGAAUAAUUAAAAAAGUUGAGAGGAAAUUAGUUAGUGCCGAAGUUUUAAUAACGACUAUAGCUUUCCAAUAAUUCUCGAACUGAUUCUAGAUGGAGAAGAAUGGAAUAAGUAAGGUAAAGGGAGGCGUUCCGUUCCAAACGCCCCAUCGAGAAUCUCUCUGUCUGUCCUCGUUGUGUUGUUCGAUUCCCAGUUCAGGAAGUAAUCAAUAACUUUUCUGUUCCUUUUGUGAUUGCUUUUUUUUGGUCUUCCGUUCCAAUCGUGUUCAUAGUUAGCUGAAAGCUGUAGAUGUUCAAUCCACGAAAGUUAUGAAUUUUAUUCAUUUUCACAUUCAAAAUUCAUUAUUUGGUGAUUCAAGUGCGGCUAUAAAGUGGAUACCCAGUUAGCGUCUCAAAAGAGCAAACUUUAGAAGAAAUUUUGGCCAGGGUUGGAUCCUGGGGAUUAUACUAUAGGCGCUAGCGUUGAAAAACAGUCGAGACGGAUUACGCACGCUCAGGGACUCAAUUUGGUGUUUUGCCAGGUAACAGCCGCUUUGACGGUACUUUGCCCGGGUUCGCCCAUGAGUAAUUCUAACCAGGGAUUGUUCUCAGCUCACAGUGGGACUUCUGAAUGAGAUUAGACUCACUGUAGUUUUUUACGCUGAUUCUGAAUCCGUGCUCAAAAUAUGCUUUAGAGACAUGUGAAAAAAAAGUUAGGGAACUGUUUACAGUGGGACAGGAUUUAUAUACCCUUCAAAAAGGAGCUCUCCUUUCCUAAUUCUUUUCCAAUUUUUCAAAAUCAGCGAUAUCGAAUUUUUUGCUUUUAAGAGUCCAUAACUUUUCUCACAGGUCUUUAAAGCAUAUUUUGAUCACAGAUUCGGAAUCAGCGUGAAAAACUACAUCUAGUGAGCCUAGUCUCAUUCAGAAGUGCCACUGUGAGUUGAGAGCCAUCCUUGGUAUGAACUUCCCUGCAAUGAAACUUUUCGAACAACACGUCAUUAUUGGAUAAUCUUCCAGAAGUUUUUCAGUUCUCUUGGAAAAAUGAAUCUGUUUGUGUAUGGGAUGAACUUGUUUAUUGACUUUUUGUAUAUAAAAUCUGAAAUUGAAGUUCGUUUGAAACAUCUCUUGUUUCUUUUUUUUACCUAUCGAAAUAAUAUAGAAGACAUUACUUCAGUGUUUUUAAUGCCUGACGUUGUGUUGAAGACCAAAAAAGGUGCCUAAUGAUGAAAUUUUGCAGAAAAUGUUGGCCGCGGUCAACCUUUACGAUUCCUCUUCGGCGUCUCCCCGGAGAACAAACAAUCACAGGACGAUCAUAGAAGACGUGACGGAUGAUCCGCAGGUACUCCAAGAACAGAAUCGGCUCAUCAACCGGGCUUUUGAAGUACUCGUCGUACGGGAACGAGAACGAGGAGCCGCAGGAAGGCGCCCUUGUCGAGUACAAUCGGCUGGACAAGACCUCGGCGGCCCCUCAGGUCUGCGAGGCGACCGUCGCCGUCAACCGCAGCGUUCAGCAGCGCAUCCGGCCUUUCCACAAAGUUAGUUUCAUGAACUUCUUCGAAACGGACCCUUGAAAAUUAAAGCUGCGGUCGGGGGUUCCUGUAAUCAAUGCGCUGGAUUUUCCGGUCGAGGAGUAGUUGAAACUAGGAGAAUCUUUUUCCAUUUGACUUUUUUUUAAGAAUUUUUUUAAAAAAACAUAUUCAAAAGAGUAAUGAGAUGGAGGGGUCAAAAAAACUCUUGGAAAGUUGUAAAUAAAAACUUGGUAUUCGAAUUUUAAAAAAAAUGUUUCUGUAAUGAAAUAGAUCGAUGACUCAAUGCGAGAAAAACAUAUCGACUCCAGAGCCUUUGUCUUGACAUAGCUCCAGCUUAUAAUUAGAUUCCAUUUUGAGCAUCCGCAUUUUUUUCCUUAUGAGAAAACCCAAAUUUUCGUCUUCCUGCUCAUUCCGGCCCCAUAAUCAUGAACGACGGAAAGAAGUCUGAGCCUCGGAAAAAGUUCAAUAAGGUACCUUUUUUUGUGUUUUUCAAUGCUUUUGAUGUUCAUAGUCUUUUCAAAACACGUUUAUAUCAAGAAACAUUAAAGUUUUGUAUAGCCUGUGUACCACGACUUGGAACUUCACGGAACGACAUUCCGCUGUGCCGCUGCGCGCCUUUGCGAACCUUGGUCGCGCUUUUAAUUUUUUUUCUUACAUUAAGGUACUCUACUUUCCUGAGCUCCCACAGCAAUAAAAAUCAAUUGAAAGUGUGACCUAGAAUCGUAAGACGUUUUGCGAACACACCCAGCGGAACAGCGGAAUGUCGUUCCGUGAAAUUUCAAAUCGUGGCACACAGACUAUAUGACGAAGAAUAAAAAAUCAAAAUUUUCCGUUCUGAAAAGAACGCAAGAGGUCGUCUAGUAGAGUUCUUUACGCGGUGAAGUGUUUUUUUUUCUUCCACAUGAAAAUUUAAAAAACAAACAGGCGGCUCGGGGAUAUUAGUGGAGGAAGAAACAAUAGGCACCUCUCUGGAGUGCACUUACACGCCUCGGAAGGGACGAGCCGCGUUCUGUGAAUGCAAUCAUUUCGACGGCAUCUGCGUGUGUUGUUGCAGCUCGUUUCCCCCAACUUUAUCUUCUCACUUGUUCUCUUCGAAGGCAAAAGACGACUCUCCAUCCUUUGAUCUCCCUCGUUUCCGCCUCCAUGGUAGUCCAUUCCAACAGUACUCGGCGAACUGUUCCCAUUUAGGUAGGAGAGCCGCGGUGCUCGCCCCCGCUGAGCCCAUAGAUUUGAAAAAAAUCGAUAAUUUGCUUCUUCUACGUAACCUGUUCUGUUGGAAUUUGUUUUUCUUCAGUUUCACAAGAUCAGUCAAAGCGCGUAGACACGUGCCGAGCGGUUUAGAAAAAUCAGUCAAUUUUUAAAUUUUUUUUUCAUCUCACAAGUUUUAUUUAGCUUUUACUGUUUUGUCUAGUCUUCACAGUCGCAACCUGCGAAGUUUUUUUGUUGAAAACUUUAAUUUUUACGGAACGACAUUCCGUUUUGCCGCUGCGCGUCUUUGCGAACCUUGGUCGCGCUUUUAAUUUUUUAUUUAUUGAGGUUCUCUACUUUCAUAUGCUCCCACAGCAAUAACAAUGAAUUGAAAGCGUGACCUAGAUUCGAAAGACGCUUCGCGAACGCACGCAGCGGAACAGCGGAAUAUCGUUCCGUGAAAUUUCAAGUCGUGGCACAAAGACUAUAUAUAUAUAUAUAUAUAGAUCGUUUUUCGGAAUCGGCAAUACUAAAUAUCCUUACUCGAAGCUAACAGGGAGGUAAUUUUACUUUGCAGUUGUGAAUUUCCUGAAAAUCGGCCAGAACACUUCUUGAUGUACCAGAUGUAAUUCCUGAAAGUCUAAACCUGCACAAAUUUCUAGUUUUCGAGAAAGGGCCCCAAGUCUCAAAAUAGACUAUUUUAUGAGUUUCCCUUGACUUUGAGGCGUCUUUUCCCAGAAACGAGGAAGUUGUUCAGGUUGAACAUUCUAGAAUAUCCUUCUGGUACAUCAAGGAGUUUUCUAGCCAUGACCUCCCUCAUGAGUCAAAAAUUUGGCGAAUUUCAGACUUUUUCAAAGGCCGCCAUUACCUCACCCCCACGUUAAAGUCAGUAAUACCUUCCUCAGGUUAAAAUUUGACUUAAUUUUUUUGUUUGGAUUUUUUCGUAAAACCCAAAAUCAUUAAUUUGUUUUCCUUGCCCACGUACAGCUGAUUCACGGCUGGCUUGAGCCAUCGAAAAAUGGGUCCUGACACGAUAAAAGAAGAGAUAGUACCUGGUUGGCGUAGAGCGCAGACAGGCCACGCCUCCUUAGCGUUCUAAGUUAGCCGUUAAUCGGCUAUAUGCAAACCAGGUUUCACAAAAAACAUUGGUGUCUAGAAAAUGACGUAUUACUUUUCACGUGAAGUACAUUCAGUAUGUAUAGAAAAAUUCCAAAAAAAUUUAAUUUAUUUUUCACCUUUUUUUGCAAUUACCGAAAAAUAAUGGAAACAACAAAAAAAGUGCGCCCCAAACUAUAAGUCGAAACGAUGCAGCUUAUCGUCUUUUUGAACUAAGAAAAAAAUCUUUAAACUUUUUUUUUAUUUUUGCCUUCAUUUUUGAAAGCCGUUCUGAACGAAGGAAAGUCCGAAAUGGAGAGCUCAUGAGACGACUAUAUAUUUUCUUCUUUGUGGAUUUCGACGAACAAACGAAACGCGUGGGAACACAAAAUUGGUUUCUAUUCAUCUCGAGCGCUUCCAAAUAUUCCGGGGCUAUCUUUCAAUUUUCUUUUCGACUUCCUCUCUCUGCUCUAAUUUUUUUUUCCCUCAAAAACGCAGUUAUACGUCAAUUUGAAGUUCAAUGAGCUGGUUAUAGAUAUGGUAUUUAAUCAAAUGAAAGAACUUGGAGCUUUUGAGAGAUACCCAUAUUAUCUGUCUGGAAUUGAAACUCUUCAUUGAGAUCAACUUUUCCAGUUUUCAUUUGUUUCUAAGGCCCUUUUUUGAGAGUAUUUGGGAAGUUAUUUUUCCAUAAAAAUUAGAUAUUCUCGAUUUUGUUCGUUCUAAAUGAAAUUCUGCAUUUUUUGAUAUUAUGUUAAGUUAUUACAUAGACAAAGUCGGAAAGGGUGGAAAAAGCUCCAUAGAAAUGUUCCUUUUAGGACAAAGACUCCCUUUUUGGUGCCAUUCUGCGGCCUUUUUUGAGCCUCUCUCUCUCUUAGCGGCCAUUAUUUACCAUUCCGACUUUGUCCGAGUAUUUUUUCAAGCUUCUUUUCGAAAUUUUUAUCGUUAUGCUUCUUCUGAAAGGAGAAUGUGAUCUCUUUUUUACGGAUAAAGGGAUCUGAAGUUUGGGAUGACCCUAAAUCAUGAAGAACAUGAUUUUUGCGCCAAACAGUCUUCCAGCGUAAUUUUAUUUAUAAGGUCAGUGGAUAAUAUAGUGCAAAGUUUGAGGUUUGUUGAUAAAAGUCGGUUCCCACUUAGUUUUGAGAUAUUUAAUAGAUCUUUCUGAAGUUAAUAGUGUUCAGUAUUAGUCUUGAUUUGAACCAUAUGGAAAAAAUGCCAGAAAUUAAGGUUCAAUCAGGAUUUUUCGCGUUCCUGCCCAAAUUACAUGUUGUUUUCCCCUGUGGCGAAAAAGAAUAAUGGGAAUUGGCAAAAGCGACCAAACGGAGGCUUUCGAAUUUCAUUCUGUUUACAAUCUACUCGGGCUCCCUCAAAAGGACGAGCUUUUGCUAGAAAUUGUUUGUCAAGUUAGUUAGCUCUUGAAAAAUUUUCUGUGUAUUUAUUGAUAAGUUCUACAAAAACUUGAGAAGCUCUUUUUUUUAAAGUUGAAAAAAAUAGACGCUUCAUUGUGUACUGCACACGCUCUCAGUCUUAUUCGGAAAAAAAAGCUUGAGAAGCUAACCAAAAUCGAAUUUUACCGCAGGUGGCCAACCCACUGGUAACUUCCGUCUAUUCAAAAACAAUAUUGUUUUUGUGUUACGAAAUUUCCCCUAGGCUUUCCGGCUCUGACCAAGUUUUUUCUACACUUCCAUCGAAGUUUUUUAAUAUCUAUAAACUACCAAAUAGAAGAGGCCACAUCCAACAGUGUCGAAUCUUUAUAUUCCUAAACCGCUCUCGAAAGUAGAGCCAAAAUGGCUGUGAAAGGCUUUUUCCGACAAACGGCUCCGAUUCGUGACGAAAAAGUGAUGUUCAUGUCAUCGAAAAAAACAGUUUGUGAGAAUGAAACAUACGUGGGCUGCCACCACUUUUAUCACUUCCCCACCCCCGAGCUCGCUAGACGACUUUGGAAAUCGUUUCAAAGUUGUCCAGCGAUUUUUUCAAUUUUUUUAAAUGCUGUCCAACUUUUUCGAUAAACCUGUUUGAAUAUAUGUCUUAUCCUAGACCUGAAAGGUCGAAUAUACUAAAAAACAGUUGCAGUCUUGAAAUAGGAGAAAUUAAACGCAUUUUUUCUCUUUUAGUUUCGAAAGGCGGUUUUUUUUUAAAUUUUAUUCGUUGUCAACUUGAUGGAUUUUGAAGCCAAAAAUCAAAUUUUAGUUUAAUUUCCUUCUAAUUUUGCGAAAAGUCUUUUCUAAACCUUUGAAAAUAUUCAAGGAUCAGAUUCUAUCAUUAAUUAAGAGAUUGAAAGCAGAUUGAAAAUCAAAAAACUCAUUUUAAACGGAUCAAGAAGGUGCUCCGAACGUUUAAGAUCAUUUUCUAAUUUUUUUUUAAUUCCAAAAUGUUCCAAAUUUCCUAGAGUCUCCCAUAUUUUUAUUCGUUUGGAAAAGCGAAUAAAGAUCAUGUGAAUUUACACGAGGAAGAGGUUAAAACAUGAAAAGUAGCCGUAAGAAAGAGGGAAAUGAACUCAGGCGUAAACUUCGACGUGUCUGUUUUUGGCCCCAAAAUGUUUUCAAAGUUGGGCCUCUGAAUUCACACCCGUGAGCACUCAACCAGCUUUGAAACUGGCUCUAGAAAUUUUUUUUUCUUUGAUUUGGUCAGUAGCAAACCCUGUGAUUGCAACUUCUUCUAGGUAACUUUAUAUUUCUUCGUGCCUUUUUUCACAUUUUUACAGGCGGAUUACACUUAGUCUGUGAAUCAUAUGCAAUCGAAGAAGAAGUAAUAUUUUAAUAGAACCUUAAUAGAGCAUUCUUUGAUUACCUUGACCAGUUUGUGAGGCGAGAAAUGUUUUACCUGGAAAUAUACGAACUAUUCAGAUGACGUCUGCAUCGCGGGAGCUGAAGAUGAUCGACAUGGAGCUGGACGACGUCCUCGAAGGCGCGCCUUGUCACGACCCGCACGCCAACUGCCGUGGAUGGAGGCAACAUCCUUGGAGGUAUGUUUAUUUUUUCCAGAAAGUCCUGUUUUUGCGUUCUUCCGAUCUGUAUAAAAGGCGAAAAAGGGAAGUGUAAGUAAAUAAAAUCGAAUAAAUAGUUAUUAUUUAUUCGUUCGGUCUCUAGUCUGCUUUGAGAAGCUGUAGCGUGAAAUUUCCACGCAAAAAUUCGUUUUUUCUCUUCUGAAAUUUUGAGUUUUGAGUCUUUUGAAGUUUCCGAUAACCUCUCUUCCUUGCAUUGAAAGUUAUUUUUGAGGUUCUGCUUCGUAUCUAAACUCUGAAUGAACUUUAGAGUAACUUGAAUUUGAAGGAUCUCCCUCUAUUGUAGCAAAAAAGAUGGCUGUAUUUCUUUUUUUUACUCUACCCAUACCAUAUUUCUCAUUUCUACCUCCCUAGGGGUCGUUCUUUUCCUUUCUCGCCUGAUAUUCAAUCUCAUGCCCGUUGGACGUCGUACUGUUCCUACAUGAAGAAGUAGUUGAUCGUCGGAACGCUCAAAGUCUUUUGAAAGAAGGAAAAGAUGUUCUAGCCAUUCUUAUUCAAACGAUUAUGCAAACCGACGAUCAACUCUUCAUUUAUCCCAUGAUCUAGCAAAAAAUCUUCUCUUAGGACUGAAUAAACUGGUCAUACCGUAUUAAUCAUACUGAACGGAAUAGCUAUAGUUAAAACAUGAUAUGACCUAUUUUAGUGAUCAGAGUACUGUACGAUCGGAAAGGUUGCUCUUCUGAUAAAUUUUCUAUUUUUUGAAAUCCUUCUUGAUCCUCAUGUCUCAUUGAUCACAUAGUUAUAUUUUCUCGUUUCAAAUGAUGCUUUUGUCGCUGUUAAGUCACUCAUUCACAACAUGAAGAUGUGCUGAAAGAGAGAAGAAGACGUUGGAGACAAGAUGAAGACGUGUUGAGAAGUGAUGGAGAAGACGUGCGGUCAUCUCUGCCAGGGGUUGUCACACAAGAAGCCGGAAGCGAAAUGUAUGGAGAGGUCGUCAUCAGUGGCCAGGGGAACUCUCAGAAGACGUCGUCCACCGGACGGCUCAUCGGUCGAAUCGCUGCACGAGAGUCACGCAAUUGUCGGCUCGCGUGUCCCUCUGCCUAGAUAUCAACGAAGCCAGAAAGACAAGCCGACUUCCGAAUUUGAUGCUUCUCGCCGCGUUUUCGGCCCGGCGCUCAUUGAAAUUUUCUCCAAUAUCAACAAUUUUUCACGCUCCACCAAGCUUCUGUUUUCCUUUUUUCUGGCUCUUCUUUAACUUGGAGCUUUCUUUUUUCUUUCCCUAUUACUUCGUGAAAAUUUGAUUGUUGUUGGUUUUUGAACUGGUUUACAUCUUUUUGGCCAGCAUUUUUCAAGUUUUUUUUUCUAGGUAUCAGUCAAAAAUAUAAUUUUUCAAACUUCUUUUUCGCGACCGUUUCCUAUCCACGGCAGCCUCGUAGUUUUUCCAAUCUUUUGUUUUUGAGCGGCGUCUGGAAAGAAUCGAAUUGCGGAGCCUGGCGCUUUAAAUGUUCCCUCAAAUCCGUGACUUCCGCUCUCAUGGCACGUUAGACUUGAAUUUUCCUUUUCAGAGGUUUAUUAGUCGACAAUCCCUUCUGGACUGCAACCGUUAGUUGAUUUAGUUUUUUGAAAAGUCAGUUGAAACAUUUGAGUUUCCAAUCUUCUUUUUGUGGCUGUUGUAUUUAAAAAAAAAACGAAAAACGGGACAUGGUCAAGCGGGAACUAGAGAAUAUCAAAAUAUAGUUAAGCUGAUGAUCAAUUUGGGAGUCGGAAGUACCUCGGUACUUGAAACGUGCUGGACGGCACAAAUGCUCGUCUCCUGAGACCUCGAGGCCAUGUUUCCUUCGUCAUCCUUUAGUUCCCCACGCCUUCUCCUCUUAUUUGUGUUAGCCGCCGUCAAUCGCCUAUCUCAAUCUCGUCUCUUCUAUGUUGCGGACUUCUCGUCCUUCUUCUGAGCUUUGACAACGGUUCUCUCACAUCUUCUCUUUCAUGUUUCCAAAUGACACCCAUUACCCGAUCAGUUGUUGUAAGAGCCGUCCAGACUCCCUUAAUAGCCGAUUCGCAGAACAAGAUUUAGAUGAUGACCAUUCCAUAGCACAAGCCGAAAUAAUCAUGUGCACAUUUUCAUUCGUUUCUUGUUUUGAAUUUUGAAGAUUCCAUAAUCUCCGCUGGGAAGUUAUGUAAAUGCAGUGCAUUCAUCGACUAAAAAGUGUGUUGCGUUUUUUCUUCUUCUUCUCGAACUCCAUUUCUUAAAUUUAACAGUGUAAUUUGUUUUUGACGUGUUUUAUUAUAAGUUUCAAGAAGAAUAGAAAUCGGUUCUCUUUUUUUAAAACAAUCUCUGUGAAAUUUUCCCAGACGUUCAAAUGUUUUGAGAGUUUCGAAAGCAACAUUCUUUUCGCAAGUAUGUUUGAGAAAUGGGCUAAAAGUGAUUCAUAUUUGGAGUCUCUAGACAUGCGGCCGAUCAUCACCAAGCUCCCAGGGGCCUCGGCCUCAGCUCUCGCUGUAACAAUCGCAUUUCGAAAACUCACAUGCUGAAGGAAGCAAAAGACGCAGCUGAUCGCAAAUCGAUCGAUACUUGA